Molecule: messenger RNA, 1489 nt
Organism: Sarcophilus harrisii (Tasmanian devil)
Lineage: Eukaryota; Metazoa; Chordata; Mammalia; Dasyuromorphia; Dasyuridae
Gene: MOCS2
Product: molybdenum cofactor synthesis 2
Exons: 7
Coding region: 251-817 (188 amino acids)
Biological process (GO): Mo-molybdopterin cofactor biosynthetic process
Cellular component (GO): cytosol
Molecular function (GO): molybdopterin synthase activity
Source: RefSeq, a predicted model, not a curated record
AGCGGAGAAGCCGCCUGCGGGUGGUGUCUGCGCAUGCGCUGCGGCCGGAGCGUCUGCUAACUUUUCUGCGCUAAACUGUAGGUUACUGUGUUAUAUUUUGCAAGAAGUGCUGAAUUAGCAGGUGUUCGUUCAGAGACCAUUUCUGUGCCACAACAAAUAAAGUCUCUGAAGCUGUGGGAAGAGAUUGAAAAUCGACAUCCUAGGUUAGCUGAUGUGAGAGAUCAAGUCAUAUUUGCUGUUCGUCAGGAAUAUGUCCAGCUUGGAGAUCAGCUCCUCUUCUUGCAGCCAGGUGACGAGAUUGCAGUUAUUCCCCCCAUUAGCGGAGGAUAAUAUCUCUGGGUUGUUAGGAGAAUCUAUGAGUGCAAUUGAAGAAAAACCUAAAGAUAUAAUCAAAUUUACUCUUGAGAAACUCUCAGUAGAUGAAGUCUCACAGUUGGUGGUUUCUCCUGUCUGUGGAGCUGUGUCUCUGUUCGUGGGGACUACAAGAAAUAAUUUUGAAGGGAAAAAAGUUGUUAGCUUAGAAUAUGAAGCUUAUAUGCCAAUGGCAGAAGCUGAAGUCAGAAAAAUAUGUAGUGCUGUUAGACAGCAGUGGCCAGUCAGGCACAUAGCUGUGUACCAUCGGCUUGGCUUAGUUCCAGUAACAGAAGCAAGUGUAGUCAUUGCUUUGUCUUCAGCACAUAGGGCUGCAUCCCUUGAAGCUGUGAAAUAUGUUAUCGAUACAUUAAAAGCCAAAGUUCCAAUUUGGAAAAAGGAAAUUUAUGAAGAAGAAACAUCAUCUUGGAAAAGAAACAAAGAAUGCUUUUGGACAAAAAACUAAUUUUUACUAAGUGAAAAUUUGGUUUUAAAAAUUGCUCCAUUUACUGUAAUUCAAUGUUGUUUUUCCUUUAUUUCUGAGCCUUUUUUAAUCUCUCUGAAGUAUUAUGAUAAAGUGGACAGAAUUGGACUUUACAUAUAACUCUUACUAUACAUUUUGACUAUUGUAAAGUCAUAAUAAUCUCUUAGAAGCUCAUUUUUAUCAUCUUUUAAGCAGAUAAAAUACUGCUUAACUUACAGGGUUAAGAGCAUGGAAAUGUUUGGUAAACUUUGAAAAUGCUAUGUAAAUUUAAAGUUAGUUUAAUUCAACAAGAUCAUGAUAUUUUGCCAAAGACAGGUUCUUUCAUAGCAUUCCAUUGAGAUAGCAAGGAGAAAAUAUGGGGCGAGGUGGGAAGCUUUAGUAAUAAGAGAAGUUGAGAGGAAUAAAGACAUGAUUAAGAUUUACAGAGUGUUAAGAAAAAUUCUAUUACCAAGCUAAUUUUGUGUCUGCUUGUAGAUGUGUGUGUGUCUUCUUUCCUCUUACUUAUAUGUUCUCUUAGAAGAUCAAUAAUGACAUAGUUGGUAAAGUUGGAAUGGAGAUCCCAGUUUAGUUAUUUUCUGUGCUAUUGAAUUGGAGGAUGAAAUCAAAGAGCAAAGAAAUUUAAAGUUGAGAUAAAUAUUUCAGAUAGUAAAAAAA